GAGGAGCCAUGGAGAAGAAUGAGACAAAACCAUAAUUUUGGCGCCAUAGCAUUUGGGGCUGUUACUGAACCGAUUUGCUUACGAAGCUCGAGCUGCCCCACACUCCGCUGAUUCCUUUGCUCAUCGCCAACCAUUUUCCAUCCUAAAAAUUUCUCGACUCCAAAUCUCUGUUUUCAUGUAAAAUUACCAUAAUUCAAUCCUUUCUCUCCUUCGUGUUUCUGAUUUGCCUCGAUCAUGCCGGGAACCAUCAGAGUUUCUGUUCUGGAGUUCAUGGACCUACCUGAGCUAUUGCCUUUGCCAAUUUUGAUUAAGAUUUCCAUGGGAAAAAGACAGUAUGAAACAUCGGAGAAAGGAGAUUUCUCAUUUCCAUUGACGACGCUUCGAGAUGAUGUGAUUCUUAUAAUUCAGGAUGCUGGAGGGAAUGAGGUAUCACGUGCAGGUGUUCAGGCGAAAUCAAUAGUCGAGAAGGGUUACUGGGAUGAUCUUUUUCCUCUUGAAGGAGGAGGCCGUGUGCAUUUGAAGUUCCAGUUUGCUCUUAGUGAAGAUGAUCGCAGUCGAAUUCGGACAAUGAGAGAAACCGCUAUGAGAAGAAAACAAGUUGAGCGUCAAGAUAGAAAUCUCAAUAGCUCUGGAAGCAGCCUUGCUUCAUCUUUUUACCUCAACCCCGAGCUCUCAGAUUCCCAAAAAUGUCUUCUCCAAGUUGGAGAUCUAAGUGCUAAAGAAGCGGCUCAUCAAUCUUCAUCAGCAUCAACUGAAGAUGUCCCUGAUGACAAGCCGGUUACUGAAAAAACAAACGACACUCAGCUCGAUCAGGUUGAACGACUUUCAGUUGAGAAUGAUGCAGACACAAAUGAGGAUAACCCAUCAGCAAUUCCUCGUGUAAACAAACCUUCACCUACCAUUCGUUCAGAAAAAAAGGUUUUCCAUUCUCAAGGCUCAGAGUUAUCCAGAUCUCCAGCAAAAGAUGAAAAGAAGACCGGUUCUACAGAUAGGAAAACUCCCAGCAUGGUGAAAAAUGUAAUAAGUGCCUUUGAAAGUAACUUGACUCAGGAUACAACCCCUCGCAUUAAACCUACCUUAAGAAGUACUCAAAUCGGUGUGGUAGAGAAGCAAACAUCUCUAAAAGUUUAUCAGUCUAAGGAAGGAACGACAAUAGACCGUCCUCUUGCACGGGAGUUGACCCAUGAUUUCAAGCAAAAUGAACAGAAACGGAAAUUCAUCGAGGCUUCAGAUGGGACUAAAUUAUCUGAGAACGCUUGGCAAUCGCUAAAGUUGAAAGGGAAGAAGAAUCAAGUUGGAGGAGAAAAUUUGAGGGAAAAGGAUCAAAUGAAUAAGAAGCAUGAUGAUAUAGAUGCAAAGAAUGAUGGAGCUUAUCAAAAGUCAAUGCCUGAGAAGCCAGACUAUGUCAAAGAUGAACAGUUUUCUUCCAAAAGGUCUGGUGGUUGGAUAUUUCCAGAUGAAAAAAGACGGGUGUGUGUCACAACAGGUGGUAAUCAGAUGCUAGAAGAUAUGGUGGGAGGUCGCACUAGCUAUACAUUUAGCCGUAAAGUGGAAAUGAAGAUUUCCACGGAAGAGAGUAGAAGGACCUCAGAAACGAGGGCAAAUAGGGGGAAGCAUGAUCAUCAAGAAAUGAUUAAACCAGAGAGUUCAGAUGAUGUAAAACCUUCUGAAGGACCACUUGCCAAUGCCUUCAAGAUUGCAGUAAUGAUUGGGUUUGGAACUCUUGUUCUCCUUACCAGACAAAGGAAAAAGAAGAGAUAAGCAGUUGGGUUAUGGAUCCGCACCAAUUGUUUUCAAGGGAUGUAAGCUUUUACUUCCAUAAACAGCAACCCAGUUUUUCUUCCCCCAUUCUUUUUUUAUCUUCACCACAUGCAUAUUAACUAAUUUUAGUGUUCCGUACAGAAUGUGUCGUGAAUGUACUUGUAAUUUCUGUCUCCAUCCCAUUGUAUAAAUUUUGUUCUGAUCCGAAAUCAACCUUAUAUUCUGAUGUUAUUUAGCUUCAUUGAGGUAUCAAGACAAUGUCUCUGCC
Molecule: messenger RNA, 2029 nt
Organism: Cucurbita moschata (crookneck pumpkin)
Lineage: Eukaryota; Viridiplantae; Streptophyta; Magnoliopsida; Cucurbitales; Cucurbitaceae
Exons: 12
Coding region: 235-1761 (508 amino acids)
Source: RefSeq, a predicted model, not a curated record